This is a messenger RNA of Drosophila serrata, 4697 nucleotides long. RefSeq lists its product as uncharacterized. NCBI's taxonomy places the organism in Eukaryota, Metazoa, Arthropoda, Insecta, Diptera, Drosophilidae. The record is from RefSeq and is a predicted model, not a curated record.
UGUCCGCCAUUUUGUGUAAUGUGUGUUGCACAGUGAAAAAUCCAAAGACGUCAUAAUAAACUGGGUUUUCAAUCCUGUAUUUUUAUAUAAAUGACAUGUAAACCGAUUUAAAUGUCCACAAAUAAAAAACAUCUCAAAUAAGGGAUGCUUAUCCCUAUAAUUGACUAUCGCAGUCGCGUUUAAGUGCGUAUAUUAUCCGCAGUGCUUAUAUGUGUGUACACAGCUGAAUGCAUACAUAUGUAUGUAUGUAUGCAUGUAGUUGUCUUAACAUCCGUAACGAUAACUUAAUUGAAGAUCCAUCCAUUUUUAAGAUCUAUUUAGUGAGUAGUCAUUAAAUAGAUAGAGCAAUAACAAUAUGUUAUCAUGUCUCCAACGAACAUAAGUUUUCGAAUUAACGCGAAAAAGCGACAUUCUUCGGAAACAGGACCGAAAAGAAAGUUAAGCAAUGCAUUUACAAAAGAAGUAGAAAAACAGGAAAAAGUGCAAGAAGUAGCUCUUCUCCCGACAGUAUUAACUAACGAUAAAUAUCGAUUUAAUAACGAUAAAUAUAAUAUACAUACUUCUAUCGUGACACGAAAAAUGUUUCGCCAUCAAACUGCCCUCUUGUUAUUUAUGCUUUCAAUCGCCACUUGCCAAAUUUCUUUAACACAAACCUUGUUCUUGGACGACAUAAACAAUAAUAAAACAAUAUCACAAGCAAAAUCUAAUAACGGGCAAGGUAGAGUCAACAAUAGCACUGGAGGUAGUAAUAAUAUGAUAUCUGCUGGUAACCCCAAUUCUCCAAUCGGUGAAAAAGAUUAUUUGGAAAAGCUAAAUAAUUUUGAGCGUAGCGUUGCGGCCGUUUUAAUUAAAGUUGCUUAUGGCACAACAUCAACCACUAAAAGAAGUAUACCAGACUCCAGCUAUUCAUUGGGUUUAACUACAGUUGCAACACCAUUUCUCACAACGCAAAGGUAUCCUUUAUCAAUACAUCAUCAACAGCCAGGUGUCAGUCAUCAAAAGAACUAUGAAUUCGAUUUGGAAAGAGAUCAUGCCCUGCCCACGUCAGCCCCUAAUGCUGAUAUCUUGAAGAGUAAUAAUAAUCCAACAUAUCCCAAUCCAAAUCGUCAUUCGUCACAUGCACAACAUGAAAGGGAUCGCCAUAGACAGCACUAUAAUUCAACACCAAAUCCAGCCAUUCCCAAUCUAUUUAACAAAAAAGCAAACAACGGAGGAGGUCAUGCUCAUCCGCCAACCAUACCGAUGUAUCCCGGGGAUCAUAUACCAUCUUACUCGCCACCAUCGCGAUCUUUUUUCACGCCACCGCUACCGCCGGAAUACCAGAAUCCCUUCGCUGAUAAACCCACUCUAAGAGGGACAAAUAAUGAGGGUUUAAUUGGUAUUAAUAGGAGGCCCAUACCACCGCCCAGCCUUAUGCCCAGUCAGGAUAGGAUACCCAUAAGACCACCGGAAUUGGGAGGUAACAACGAUGAUAAUCCCCAGCUGAAUUUAGAUACAAAUAAUCCAUUAAUAGAGUCAAGUAGUUCGCAUAAUACCGACGAUAAUGUUACUACAAUGGACCGGAAAAAAACCUUGAAUACGCCAGCGCGUCAGCACGAGCAGUUUUUGAAUGAAAAGAAGUCUGUUACCACCUCGAAAAAUUCCCAAGAACAGGAUCAGAUAGGGGAUCAUGAUCCCAUUAUUAAGAAAAGUCAGGAAGUCUUGCCCAAUAUACGAAGGAUCCUGGGUUCCAAUGGUAAAAAUGGCGAUAUUCCCGCUGUUCUUCUAAAGCAAGUGACUCAAACCCCCAAUAUCAUAAGCAUACGAAAUCCACCUUCCUCACCCAUAGUUUUGAUAGAAAAGCAGGGACAGGGAACAAAUCAGGAGGAAAAUUUAGAAGAUGGUUCUGCGUCUGUGAUGAGUUCGAAUAUAAAUCAAAGUAAAUUAGAUUAUUAUGAUAAUGCUAAUCAAAGUCAGACCACACCAUCGGCUGCGGCAGCCAUUGGUGAUGUUAUCUCUGCCACAUCGUCCUUGUCCUAUGCCACCACCAAUUCCGCUGUGAAGACCACAGUGGGAAAGGAUCUAGGGGCCAUGCCGAAUCUGGGCGACCGUGACAAGGCACACACUACCUGGUCGUGGGCUUGGAAUAUACACAUCUAUCUCUCCGUUGUACUCUUUACCAUUCUCUCAGUUUAUUCCCUGUACAAACUCUUGACUUUUAACAAAUUGGCACACUUGUUUGCCCAGUCAUACUUUAUUUGCAUACAUAUUAUAUUGAUUAUAAUCUGUGCCAUGCGUAUAUUUUUCCUAUGCUUUGAUGCCUAUAAUGUGCAUGGUUCGUUCAAUAUUUUUGCAGCCGAGUUGCUGUUGAACCUUCCCUCUACAUUCCUUACUGUAGCCUUUUCGGUUUUAAUUUUGUUUUUAUUUCUUAAAUCGCUAAAUCACAAAAAUAAUCGCUAUUCAGCUUUGAUAAGGCCUCUGACAGUGGUUGUGGGUUGUGGCGUGCACGUUGUUCUUUGUGUAACUCUGCACUAUGUUGAGUCUUAUACGUUAAAGAAUCAUUUACUAUAUUAUCAACAGCAACAGCAACAGCUUUUAUUUCGCAGACAGCUGCAUUUUCAAGGAGGAGGCGGUGCCAGCUUGACGCCACCUUCAUCGGCUGCUAUUCUACCACCGCCACCGAGGGUCUUGACACUGAUUUGCCAAAUUAUAUACAUAUUUAUUUGCUUAAGUUUGGGCCUACUCUACUUAUAUCUAUAUCGCAUUUUGAAAAAAAUUUUGCGUAGUAAAUCACAGAAUUAUAUUCAUGGCUAUCAAAACUUGUCGUAUGCCAUACACAUAACCAUAGCCACAGCUUUGCUAUUCGUCUUAAUGGCUGUUCUACAGAUUUUUGGCGCGAUAUGUAUUGCCACGUCACCGCGGCAAAUGAAUAUCAUAGACGUCGAUUGGUUACAAUGGGGUUAUCAGUUUUCCCUACGUUUAAUAGAAAUUGCCAUUAUAACGUUGAUAACAUGGGUAACUGGCCUAAAGACUAGUAUCGGUGGUAAUGAUUCAGCAGCAAAUACUGCUGGAAAUGUGGGCACGAAUGAUGUACGUAUGGUGAGUUGUACAUCAACGAGAGACAAGCAUGUUGUUGGAAAUGUUGCGGGAGUUUCGAAUUUCUUUUUACCCUGCACUUCGAGCUCGAGUCAAGAGGUCUUUGAGACCGAUUAUCCCACCAUAUGCAAUGCCAAUACGAACUUGCACACGUACACCAUGAGAACGGGGAAAUUGAUCUACGAUGACAGUUAUGCCUUGAAUCCAAUGGGUGCUGCGGUAUCUUCGUCCACUAAUCCGGGUAACAAUGGACGUUCCUUUGAGUACCAACUGCAGGAACCCAUGUAUCAAAGGCCAUACGAUACGGGCUCUAUGAAUAGUCAAAAUAUUACAGAAUAUCAUCAUGGCCAUGCUCAGAUUCAGAACUAUCAUAAUAAGCCCCAUAAUAUGCGUUAUACGAAUGAUACGGUAACUGAUCACUAUGAGAAUCCGAACUUUAAUUUAAAAAUAGACAGUUUAGAAAGAAAUACUACGGAAACUUGUUAUUCGGAGCCCUUGGAGCAUGGGAACAAUAAGAGAUUUGAGUUUAAUAUAUUCGAGAGACCGGUAUAUAAGGAAAAGACAUUGAAUACCAAGGAUGCGAAUAAUAUGGAUAGUUUUCAGGAUCGUAAGAUGGGAAAUGGGAGGAAAUUAAAUGGCGGAACUCAAGAACGUAAUUAUUUUGAUAAUACAAAUACCAAUUCAAAUCAUAAUCAUCAUACUGACCGACGUAGCUCCAACUCUACAAGUAACUCUGGUUCUUCUUCCCAUGGGGUUAAUGUUCGCUAUCCCAGCUAUAACUCUUAUGAGCGGUGUUUCGUUACUGGCGUAAGGAAAAGCGGAACCUUGAGUCAAAUUGGAGUUCCCUUAGAACGUGGUGCGGAACCAUCAAUGGUAUCAGGAACCCAUCAUCGCGUGAUAUCCAAUGGAGCUCAAACCUUGGGAGAUAGAGCCGCUCAUUAUUACCAGAGAGGAGGGACAGUAAAAGGACGUAACACUCAGCUCAGAUCAGGUACUACUACUGAUCUAAUAAAAAGUAUACCUAUUAGAGAACGUCAACUCCCCUAUGAUCAUCAUAAUUCCAAUGAGGAAGACGAUGAUGAAGAAGAGGAGGAUAUAAUAUCUGACAAUAAUGUCGAGUGCACCAACUUAAUAAAUAAUGAUGGCAUCACCACGUUGACCAAUCGAGAGGAUUGUGCUACAAAUUCCACAAUUAAUGAUAAAUCCGUGGCAGUGUCUUCUUCAGGAGCUAAGAAUAAUAAAAUCGAUCCGUUAUUGCAUUUGAAUACAAAUAAUGGUAAACUUCGCACUGCCUCAUCAGUAUCGGUAGCUUCCGCUUCAUCCAAUUCCUGUACGACAACGUCAAGUGCUUCGGAUAGUAUGCUAGUGGCAGAUCAAGGCUUCUUAAGAUUUCGUUCAGCAGAAGAUCAGCUUAGUAUAACCCCCAAUGGAUCAUCGUCCCAAGUAGUGGUAGACCCCUCCUCCGGAUCUUUCUCUUUUUGUCCUCAAGGUUGCAGUGUGACAGAGAAGGUUAUCGAUUGCUAAAAGAUAAAUCACCAUAUAUAUAUUACAUCCGAAAUAUAGUUUAGCGCUUUUGCAAAAAUUUUCUUGCAGAUUUGAAAAUCAAUUGAAAUAGGAAUGAC